GAUGGUUCCAAAAAUCUCAUCUCCUGAUCCAGUCGAUAAGCAACAGCUUCUUGUAAUUACAAUAUAUCUCCACAAGAUCUCAACAACAAAGUUCGUGCAAUGGCUUCACCAAGCUUAAACUUCCGCUGCGCGCUUGUUACCGGCGGCGGCGGAGGCAUCGGAAAAGCGCUCUCCUCCUACCUCAUCUCGCAGGGCAAAAAAAUCAUUAUCGCCGGCCGCACCGAGUCCAAGCUCAAGGAUUCCGCUCGCGAGAUUGGCGCUGCAGCCUACUACGUGCUAGAUACGGGUCUCCACCCUGAUCUGGACUGCCUGGUCAACAAUGCGGGUGUGCAGCGGCCGCUGAAGCUUGUGGAAGAGGAGCCGCAAGAGAUUCUCGCGCGAGCAGAUCAAGAGAUCGAUAUCAACAUCCGUGGCCCCAUGCAUCUCACGCUGGGGUUGCUGAAGCAUUUCAAGAACAAGCCUGACGGUGCUCUCAUCGUCAAUGUCUCUUCCGUGCUCGGGUUCGUGCCCUUUGCGGUGAUCAAUCCCAUCUACGGCGGAUCGAAGGCAUGGCUCCAUUUCUGGAGCAUGAAUCUUCGGACGCAGCUGUCUAAAGGCAGGUUUGAGAAGGUGCAAGUGGUGGAGAUCGCUCCUCCUUCGGUGGCAACGGACCUCCACCGCGAACGGGAUGACCCGUAUAACAAUAAGAAGGACAAGAACCCCAGUGUUCUAUCAGUGGAAGAGCUCAUGGAGGAAGUGAGUGCGAAGUUGGAGCGUGGCGACGAGGUAAUUGCACCAGGCAUGAGUGCCGAUAUUGUACGGCAGUGGUAUGAGCAGUACGAAGGCUUCUACAAUGAGAAGGCUGCCUGA
Molecule: messenger RNA, 849 nt
Organism: Aspergillus fijiensis CBS 313.89
Lineage: Eukaryota; Fungi; Ascomycota; Eurotiomycetes; Eurotiales; Aspergillaceae
Product: short-chain dehydrogenase
Exons: 2
Coding region: 100-849 (249 amino acids)
Cellular component (GO): membrane
Source: RefSeq, a predicted model, not a curated record